AUGCCAACCAUUGGACCUAGCAUAGACAGAAUAAUAGAACAGCUUCUUAAAGUGCGGCAUUCAAAGGCAUCCACGCCAAGGGUAAACUUAACCGAGUCUGAAAUAAAGUACCUGUGCAGCAAGGCGCGUGAGGUGUUUUUAUCGCAGCCGAUGCUGCUCGAGCUGGAGGCUCCGAUUAAAAUAUGCGGAGACAUACAUGGACAGUACUCGGACCUGCUGAGGAUAUUCCAGUGCGGCGGAAUGCCCACGGAAAGCAACUAUCUGUUCCUUGGCGACUACGUGGACAGGGGGAGGCAGAGCAUUGAAACCAUAUGCCUCCUUCUGGCGUACAAGAUCAAGCAUCCAGACAACUUCUUUCUGCUCCGCGGAAACCACGAGUGCGCCAGCAUAAACCGGAUAUACGGGUUCUACGAGGAGUGCAAGGAGAGGUACACGUACAAAAUAUGGAAAAAGUUUAUAGAGACGUUCAACUGCAUGCCGGUGGCUGCUCUUGUGGACGAAAAAAUAUUUUGCAUGCACGGGGGGCUUUCGCCAGACCUGCAAUCAUUCAAUCAGAUCCGAUCAAUACACCGGCCAACCGACAUUCCAGACAGCGGCCUGCUUUGCGACCUUCUGUGGAGCGACCCCGACAGAGAAACGCACAAGUGGGGGGACAAUGACCGAGGCGUCAGCUUUACCUUUGGGACGCGGAUUGUGGAAGAGUUUCUGCAGAAGCACGACUUAGACUUGAUAUGCAGAGCGCACCAGGUUGUUGAGGACGGAUAUGAGUUCUUUGCAGACAAGCGCCUUGUCACAAUAUUCUCGGCGCCCAACUACUGCGGGGAGUUUGACAACUCGGGCGCGAUUAUGGAGGUGGACGAAAACCUGGUGUGCAGCUUUAGGGUCAUGAAGCCGCUUGACGGCUGA
Nematocida major is the source of this 906-nucleotide messenger RNA. Its product is annotated as serine/threonine-protein phosphatase PP1 catalytic subunit. Gene Ontology annotation, molecular function: protein serine/threonine phosphatase activity. The coding region runs from base 1 to 906 and encodes 301 amino acids. Gene Ontology annotation, cellular component: nucleus; cytoplasm. The transcript has a single exon. The record is from RefSeq and is a predicted model, not a curated record. Lineage: Eukaryota; Fungi; Microsporidia.